GAGGACGCGUCGAACAGCCAGAAUCUCGACGGGGCCGAGCGCGCCCCGUGCACAAAACCACCCCGGCUCUGCCUCCCAAGCCGACUCCGACUCGGACGACGACCGAUCCCAUGCCACAUUCAUGUUGAACCUCCCCGAAGAUAUCGACUUGGACGCCCUGUCUAGCUUAUUACCGGACACGCCACUAACGAAUCCGGACCCCGAUACCGUUAUCUCGUUAUAUCGCUUUUUACUCGCCCAUGUUGCGGAAGCUGACGCGGUGCAGCGGGAGGUGGAAGAGCUACGUGCAGAGUCGGAAAGGAAGGAUGUGGAGCUCGACCAGGCGUUGCAAGAUCGGGACACAGCGACGAAGGAGCUGGAGGCUACUCUUGAAGCUACGCAGAAGGAGCUGCAGCAGGUGAAAGAGGAGAACAGUCGUCUUGCCACAACGAACAAGGAAUUGCAGCGGCAGAUCGCAACACUAAGCAAUUCACAAAGCUCAUCUUCUACGGAGGUGCUCAGCCUGCGACAACGCGUCGAAGAUGUCGAGCGCGAGAAACGCGACCUCGUCUUGGUCGUAAGCCGGCUGAAGGAGGACGGCGCCCAGCGCGAGGAGGAAAUCCAGACGUUGCGUACCAACCUCCGGCAGGCGCGCCAGGAGCACCAGACCCUGGAGGCGCAGCUCCGCGAAGCGCGCUCGUCGGAGACGUCGACGAAGUUCAAGAUCGACUCGCUCUCGCAGCAGCUGACGCUCGCGAAGGAGGAGCUCGAGCGCACGUCCGGCGAGCUGAGCGCCAAGACGGAGGAGUUCGCGCGUUACCGCCGCGCGAAGCACGCGGAGCUCGCGCAGCUGCAGGCCGAGCACGACGCGCUCACGCAGACGCACGCGUCGACCGAGAGCACGCUCAAGGCGCUGCAGUCCGCGCACUCGGCGCAGACCCACCAGUUGGCGCAGGCGCAGGCGCGCAUCCAGGAGCUGACCGGCGCGCUCGCGGAGCAGGAGGCGAACUACUCCACGGAGGCGGGCACGCUGAAGAGGCUGGUGAAGAUGCUGGAGGAGCGGGAGCAGCAAUCGAAGGUGGUUGUCGCGAAUAUCGAGCGUGACUGGGCGGAAGUGGGUGAGAAGACCGCGCAGCGGGAGAAUCACCUGAGGGAGAUCAUCGACAAAGAACGGAAGCGUGCCGAGCAGGCGGAGAAGCGAGUGGAGGAGUUGGAGGAGGCUGUCCAGAGGAUGCCUCGCGGUGAGCAGUUCAUUCCCAGCAUCAGUGCUCCUGGAACGCCCCAGACACCCGGUAUACCUGGCACCCCUGUGCGCGGCGGGAUAUCAAACAUUGUUUCCGAGGGGAGCUUGGGUUGGAGUCCUAGUAUCUCCAUGGCUGGACGAAUGCAGCGAAGCGGGAAGACAUUUACCGAGGUGUAUGCAGACUAUGUCCAGCUGCAGGAGCAAUACGCGCAGAAAUGCGCGGAAUGUGAAAAGCUGGACGACACGGUAAGAAGGGCGCUGUCUGAGAUCGAGGAGAGAGUACCGGUUCUCAAUCAACAGCGGGAGGAGUACGAACGGCUGCGACUCGAAGCCGAUGAACUCGCUAGCCAACUGGCGGAGACUAUCGCGGAACGCGACGCCAAGGCUGCCCAGAGCGAAGACUCGAGCCAGAAAUUGAGGAAAGUCGUUCAGGAGAAUGGCCUUCUACAGACACAGCUCAAGGACCUCGGAGAUCAAGUUCAGAAUUUACUGGAAGUCAUCGCUCGCAAGGAAGAUCCCUUGCUUGAGGCCAAAACGCGCGAGAAACGGGAUACAGUCCCUGCCGCAAACAUCGAAGAGGUCAUCACCGACAACCUUGUGCUCUUCGACAAUAUCGGCGCUUUACAGGAGCAGAACAUGAAGCUCCUGAAGAUCACCAGGGAGCUGGGCCAGAAGUUGGAGGACGAGGAACGGGACUACCGCGCUAUUAUGGAACAGGAGCAGCUCGAGGCGAUCAAGGAGGCCCAUGACGCUAUCCAGGAGCUCCAGGACCAGCUGGACAACCAGAAACGGAGCCACGAGAUCACCCUUCAGGCGUAUAUUCGAGAAAGAGACGCGUUGAGAGCUAGGCUGUCUCGGGCCGAGCGCGGGUUGCCUACCACUUACGGUGACUUACCUGCUCCGACAUCCUUCAACGGCAAGGAUGCCGACCUCGCGAAGGAACUUGCGGAGGUGCAACAUCAGUUCGACACUUACAGGACCGAGAUGGGCGUUGACGUCGCGAGGCUGCGUGAGGAGACGUUUGCUGCUCAGAAGGAAGCUCACCGGCUGUCCGCUGAGCUGGCUAAGGCAAACGCUAAGGUCGAUUACCUCGCAGACCGUCACCGCAUGGCGCAGGAGCAGUAUGCUAUUCAGAACCGGGAGCUAGACAGCUUGAACACUCGCAACAGGCAGCUUUUAGACCAAUAUACUCGGGUGGACAUCGAAUGUAACAGAGUAUCCGAAGACCUGGCGAUGGCUAAUAGCCGUGUGGAGCAGCUCAGAAAUGAGAACGCCAAUCUUCGCGCGGAGAAAAAGAUUUGGGAGAGUGUACAGGCUCGUCUCGUUGAAGAUAAUAAGUCGCUUGCCAUGGAACGUUCUCAGCUCUCUGAUCUGAUGGUCAACGUGCAACGGAUGCAUCAUGAUCUCGAGCAGUCGGGUCAGAACGAUCGACGUCGGCUGGAGAACCAAAUCCAGACGUUGGAGCGUCAAACUGAGGAUCUUCGUAGUCAACUCGCUCGCGAACGUGAGGCUGUUCGGCACCUAAGUCUCCAGAAGGACGUGGAGCUGAAAGAGCUUCAGACACGUUUGGACAAGGCCCUGGAAGAUUUGUCCAAGACUCGCGAGUCCCUAGUCGGAGCGGAAACGAGUAACAAGCACUUCCAGGAGCGCUUGGAUGAUCUCACGAGGCAGCUUCAGGGCAACGAGGAGAAGCUCGCCGUAUAUGAGCGAAGAUCGAGUGCUGUCAAUGGCAUCGCCCACCACGCCGACGAGAAUCUGAGUCGUGAACAACAAUUGGAAGCCGAAGUCGCGGAACUCCGAUCGGCUUUGAAGGUGGCAGAAGUGGAUCUGGCUAAUGCUCGUAGCCAUGUUCAGCAAUUCCAGGAGAUCAGCCAAGCGAACGAAAACGCGCUGGCGAGCCUGAGCGCCACUCACGAUGAGUUCAAAGCAUCCAGCGAAGCGGAGAUCGCUAAGCUUGAGUCCGAUUGCAAUGCACUGCGAGAGCAGCUUAACACUACGCAGCAGGAGUUACGGACCGCAAAUGAGAAGUUAGCCGAAGUCCAGCAAACCUUUGCUAGCGAACGGACCGCGUGGCUCAACGAUAAGAAGACGCUGGAGGAUGCCAUCAUCGACAUAACCAAUUCCGAACAGACUUCGGAGAGCGACCGCACCUCCCGAGAGAACGAGGUUCGGGAACUUGAAGCCCGUAUCAAGGCCGCAGAGGAGAAAUAUGCUCGUGAGGUUGUCGCUCACGCUGACACUAUUAAGCAUGUUGAAGACCUGAGGAAGCAAUUGGCAGGCACCCAGAGUGCGAUUCGCGAUAGCCAAGCUGCUGCUGAGACCGCCCAAGCAAAGCUUGCGACAUCCGAAGACAGCUGGAAGCACCAGAAAGAAGCUCUUGACAAGGAAGUGGCAGACUUGAACGUAAGGUGUCGUGAGCUCGCAGCUCAGAACAGCAUAUUGCAUCAACAUCUGGAGUCAGUCACUACCCAGGCUGCCCAAAUCAGGCAGGCUGCCUCGGAAGGAUCAGCAUUCAUUUCCGUGGGCGAAGGAGAUGCUGCGGACAAUGAUGUGAAGCUAGCAGAGUUACGCUCUGUUGUCUCGUAUCUGCGCAAGGAGAAGGAGAUCGUAGACCUGCAACUGGAGCUGAGCAAGCAAGAGAACCUCCGUUUGAAGACCCAGGUCGAACAUUUGACUCAGCAACUAGAGAACACUCGAGCCGCACUCUCCGAUGAACGUGAACGAGCUGUACAAGCUGCGGCUUCAGAAGCUCAGCACGCGGAGCUCGUCGAGCGAAUUAACCAAUUGACGAUCCUCCGGGAGAGCAAUGCUACUCUACGUGCUGAUUGCGAAGCACAGACAAGGCGCGCUAAUCAGCUCGACGCUCAAUUGAGAGAACUAUCUGCACAACUUGAACCGGCCCUGGAGGACAAUCGGACGCUACAUGCGGAACUCGAGGCCCGGGAUCUCCAGAUUAAGCGGUUGGAGGAAGAGAGCCGAAGAUGGCAGGAGCGCAAUGCUCAACUACUGUCUAAGUAUGAUCGCAUCGAUCCUGCCGAGAUGCAAUCUCUGAAGGAGGAGAUUGUCAAAGUUCAGGAACAGAAGGCAGAGCUGGAACAAGCGAUUGCAACCCUUGAGCAGGAAAAAUCUGAGUUGCAAAAGAGGGUCGAAGAGAUCGAUACUAGAUACCGCAACAUGCGGGAAACAGGAUCGAAGAACAACCAGAUUUACAAACAGAGAUUUGCCCAGUGGAAAGACGAGAAGACGAAGCUCGACUCCACUGUCGAAGAGCUCCAAAAUCAGAUCAAAACUCUCACUGAUGAGCGCGACGCUCUUCAAAGUCAAGGUGCUGCCGCUGCCGCUGCUGGAGAUAGUGCCAUGUCAGAACAGUUAGAGGCCCUGCGACAGGAAAAGUCUGCUUUGGAAGCCGCACUCGCCGAUGCCAGAGAGAAAGCGGGUCAAGUCGACGCGCUCGCUUUACAAAUUGCGGAGCAAACUACCGUUAUAACGACAUUGCGAGAAGAACGAGACCGACUGCUGAUCGAGAAGGAAUCUCUGUCCGCUGCCAUUCCCGAGCCUGGUAGUUUCCCUGAUCUCGACGCUGCCCGAUCGCAGUGGGAUAAUGAGAAGGCUGAGCUUGUGAAGGCUCGCGAUGCAGCCGAAGCGGCAGCCGAGGCUGCCGCUGAGCAGGCUAAGAAAGCUUCGGAAGAAGCUAAUAAUAUCCGAAGUUCUAAUGAGAAAUUCCAGGCUCGGAUACAAGAACUCCAAAAAGCCAGGCUUGCAGAUAGCCAGCGUGCUUCUGCUCAGCAAGAAGCUGCCGUUGCUGCCGCGGUCGAGCAGGCCAAGGGUGAAUUUUCGUCCAGCUCCACGUCGGAAGAGGUUGCUUCACAGCAUGCGGAAGAGCUACGUGCGCUUGAAGAACGUCUCAGAGCACAAUUUCAGGAAGAGCUCAAAGCCGCUGUUAGUGCUGCGAAAGCUGAAGCCCUUUCCGAGAGCGCGAGUGGUUCUGAUGUGGACCGGGACGCUGCCAUCGCUGCUGCGCUCCGGGAGCACGAGGAGAAGCUUCGCGAACACCACGCGCAGGAAAUAGCGCAGGCUGUUGAACGAGGUCGACAAGAGCAGGCGAUUAAGGGCAAGAUCAAGGACCAGCAGCUGGUCAGAGCGCAGACCAAAUUGCGAGAUCUUGAGGCACAGAUAUUGGAGUGGAAGAAAGCCGGUCUCGUUCCCGAGGAGUCUACGCCAGGCAGCGCUGCUACGACACCAGCACGGCCGGCUGCAGUGUCGACAGCGACUACCGCGUCAACAAGCGCUCCUACUGCUCCUGCGGCUGCCAAAGCCGGUGUUGCGACUCGUUCCGCCACCGCCGCAAACCAGACAGGUCCCAGCACUUCAACUUCCGCUGCUCCUGCUCGCAAGCCCUCGAUGGGAGGGCCCGCAGCCGCACCAGCUGAGGGUGCUGGCCGUGGACGCGGCGUCGUCCGAGGCGGCGGCGCCGCUCGAGGCGCUGCUCGCGGAGGCCUGAACAUUCGAGGAGCGGCACCUGGGCGGGGAGGCGCUCCCGCUGCAGCGGCUGCUGCUGCAUCGACCUCUGCAGGUGGUGGGGUGUCUAUAAUGGGGGCUGCAGGAAAGCGGGUGAGAGAGGAUGGUGAAGGUGCGGCGGGAGAUGAUGCGCUCGCCAAGCGGCUGAAACCUGCCGACACACCUGCGGCAAGCAAACCUCCAGUUAAGUUACGGCGAGACGGAGGAACUCCAUCGACGUAGUUGCUUGCGAUAUUUAUUAGUUUUUGGACUCCAUUCUCCGCAAGUUGUAUCAUUACCGCAUUUUUGUAUAUUGUUACAUUACGCAAUGCUUCCAAGCCCUCAAUAUUCAAUGGGCGUUAUUCCCUCGUGGAAUUGGAGUGAAGG
Molecule: messenger RNA, 6106 nt
Organism: Gloeophyllum trabeum ATCC 11539
Lineage: Eukaryota; Fungi; Basidiomycota; Agaricomycetes; Gloeophyllales; Gloeophyllaceae
Exons: 17
Coding region: 122-5962 (1946 amino acids)
Biological process (GO): protein import into nucleus; mRNA export from nucleus
Cellular component (GO): nuclear pore
Molecular function (GO): structural constituent of nuclear pore
Source: RefSeq, a predicted model, not a curated record